Molecule: messenger RNA, 1536 nt
Organism: Moesziomyces aphidis
Lineage: Eukaryota; Fungi; Basidiomycota; Ustilaginomycetes; Ustilaginales; Ustilaginaceae
Source: the annotation of a GenBank genome assembly
AUGUCACGCAACGAACCAGACCUGGAUCCGCUCCCGGACGAGCCUCCGCCGCCUUACGAGCCGCUCGAGGCAUCAGCACACGCCGCGCCAUCUUCGGCCCCGCCCACGUCCAGCGCGGCCACCAGCUCGGCAGUCACAACGCCCUCCAAUGGAUUCAGCACAGGCGCGGGUGCUGCCAGCGUAGUGUCGCCGCAAAACACGUCGAAUGCCGCAAGUGCGUCGCACAAUCCAUUCCUCGCCCCGGAGGAGCAGAGGCCCAGCGUUCACGCCGCUUCUUCCGCGACGGCUAGCUUGGCGCAGCAAACACCCAGCACCAAUCCUUUCUUGAACGCGGUGUCGCCGCAGCCUACUGGCGGAGCAGCGUCAGCUAAUACAACCGCUUCGUCAACACCCGCACUUCCGCCGCGGACUUAUGCUGCGCCGAGCACGACAUCGCCUCCAGUGACGCCGAGUAUGGCCGAGCCAAGCCGACCGAGUAUCGAAUCGCAUCACUCGCGACAUUCGCGGCAUUCAUCCAACGCAGCCCCGCUGUCGCCUCCGCUCACCUCGCCGUCGGUGUACACGCCGCCUACGGGUCCUCCACCACCCUCCUCGUCUUCGUCCAGCCAGCGGCCGAGCAGUGUGCGUCCGAACGACUCGUAUCGCCCCACGACGGUGCCGACUCCCGGGCAGCCGCUGCUGCGCAAAGGCAAGCUGCUCGUGUAUCCGCGCAACUGGCCUGGAUGUCCCAAGUGCCACGACACUGGAUACAAGCACGGCGACCCGAACAAUGCGCACAAGAGCUGCUGGGACAAGUACGGCAAGACGUACACCUCGGCCAUGAGUUACUCGGUGGGCCUCAACGACGCGACGAGCAAUUUUCAGAAGCCUCUGCCCGUGCUUGCUGGACCAUCCGGUAUGCCGCCACGGCCGAGCCAUGGGCAUGUGCCCGGAGGAUACCCGGGUGCGGGUGGUCGACCUCCGCCACCCGCGCAAGCGUACGGUGGGUAUGGAGGGUACGCUCCACCCUCGCAUGCACCCGGACCUGUAUCAACAGCAGCGGCGAGGCCACCGCGAACGCCUACUACGCCGACGGUGGAUGCCGAGACGGAGGGAGGGCGCAUGUCGGAUGUACCGCCCAACUACCAGGAUGCGAGCAAUGUAUCGUCCAACGAGCGCCUGCCGUCGCAGUACGUGCCUCCACCCAUGCCACCCCCGGGUCAUCCAGGGUCUCCGCCCCAGCCUCGUCCUCCACACGGCCCACCGCAUGGUGCUCCGGGUGGGUACGGGUACGGCGCACAUGCCGGGCCGCCUGGAGGAUUCGUAGGUGGGUUUGGACCCAACCCCGGCGGUCCCAAUCCCUACGUGUCGGUGCAGCCUGCGCAGGCGUUUUAUGGAGCGCGGCCUCCACCGCCUGGAGCGCUGGUGGUGAUGCCGGGCGACCCGCGCAUCGGCGGCCGCCUGUGCUUCGAGUGCGGAGGCCGAGGCAUGACGGAAAGCUUCUGGUUCGGAGACGAAACGUGCUACCGCUGCAGAGGCUCGGGUCGCAUCUUCUAA